CCAGCCUCGUCAGCUCAGGGGCGCGUGUCACAUCCGAAGCGGAGGGGACAGCUCCCAGGUGCUGAAAUUGGUCGGCGCUUCAGAGAGAGAGAGAGAGACACAGAGGGGCGAAGAAAACCAACGCCUGCAUUAGACACAAAUACAAAAACCGUAUUCUGCAAAACAGGGGCAGAUACCGAUAGAGCCGAGGCCUUCAAAACAGAUGGCUGCCACUCAGGAUGCGAAAGGGAAGGGAGAGGGAGGGGACCAAAACUUUGACUACAUGUUCAAGCUGCUGAUCAUCGGCAACAGCAGCGUGGGCAAAACGUCUUUCCUAUUCCGCUACGCCGACGAUGCCUUCACUUCGGCCUUCGUCAGCACAGUGGGCAUCGACUUCAAAGUAAAGACUGUGUACAAGAAUGACAAGAGGAUCAAGCUGCAGAUCUGGGACACGGCUGGCCAGGAGCGCUACAGGACCAUCACCACCGCCUACUACCGCGGGGCCAUGGGCUUCAUCCUAAUGUACGACAUCACCAACGAGGAGUCCUUCGGCGCUGUUCAGGACUGGUCAACCCAGAUAAAAACCUACUCGUGGGAUAAUGCACAGGUGGUGCUGGCUGGAAAUAAGUGUGAUAUGGAAGAGGAGAGAGUGGUCUCAGUGGACAGUGGCAGAAUGCUGGCAGAACAGUUGGGUUUUGAAUUCUUUGAGACCAGCGCUAAGGACAACGUCAACGUGAAGCAGACCUUUGAACGUCUCGUUGACCUAAUUUGCGACAAGAUGUCCGACAGCUUGGACACUGAUCCGGCCGUCACCACAGGAGCUCCCACUGCCAAACUCACAGACAGCGCUCCGCCGCUCCAGCAGUCUGGAUGCAACUGUUAGUGACUGAUGUCAGGAAUCAAAGAGAGGGCAGCGCAGGUCACGUAAGGUGGUAGAGUGUGCAGAGUGUUGUUCUCCCUUAUCACUCCUGCUAGUGCUGCUUCCUCUGGACUACAGCUCAAACCCUGUUUAGUAGUAGAAUUACAAAAUGGCGUCGUUUUAUCUCUCAACUUUAUCACCUUAUAACAAGAGCAAAUAACCAGACAAACAGACAUGGCUAUUGUAAAAUGUGUAAUAUUACAGGAUAUCUAGAGUAUAGAGACACAAUAUUCUCAUUCUUCUUCUAGUUAGUAUGGUCAUAAACCAAGUAUGUUUGAUAAGGCUGGAAAUAGUCCAUAGCCACGAUGUACAGUUAAUCCUUAAGACCUUUAAAGAUCUUUAAAGACCUAGAAUAAUUAUAAAAUGAGGGAUAGAGUCAGUGAGUGCUUUAAUUUUUAUUUUUUUGUACAGUAUGUAUUUUACUUUUAUAAAAUUAUUUUGUCUCCUAAAGCUGCCAAAUCUAUGAUUUAGUGCACUAUAGGACGUAGCGACUUUCUUUUGUGUAGUGAGUGUGUGACUGUUGUGUGACUGUACAGUAUGUGAGUGUGGGUUUGCAUGAGUGUGAGUAUUAUGUCUGACUCACAAAUGAGUGCAACUUUGUCAUCUAAAAAAUCAUCUACCUUGGAUUAAAAAAAGUGGCCUUUUAGCAUCUCCAACUCGGCCUCUGUAAGUUCCUGUCAUGCUUACUUUUGGAAUGAAUCUAGUAUGUUUAAUGUUGAUGUGAGUAGUAUUCCACGUUUUGCUGUCUGUAGAUGUGUGAUUUCCCUGAUAAGUAUAUCUUAAAAACAACUAUUCGUCUGUGUUUAGCCUCUAAGAUGACCCUUUAUAGUUUGAUGCGAUGAGCAUGCUGCCAAAAAUUCAAUCAUAUGUGCUGUUUUAUCUAGAGAUAGAACCCAAACAUCCUCAACUCCAUAUGAUAGCAAGGAUCCAGCAUUUCAUUAAAAACAGAUCUCACACUGGCAUGGCACCGUGCAGUGUAUGCUAAACAACAACUGAUCAGCUCUGGCAUGGAAUACACAGCCAUAUAUAUAAAAACAAUAUAUUGUUUAAUUCAGCAUGCUAAAAUGUCAUGUUUGUGCUAUAAAAUGUCCCUCCUGAAAGACACAUCUCAGUAAGCUGUUCAGUAAACAUCCUAGACUUACUGAAGGUACAUCUGAACGCAGUGGUCUUAAUGUCAACUUAAGUCCAUAUAGUACAAAAGUAGCUCAUUUAAAAUCCAGAAAGCCUUUCAGUUCUACAACUCAUAGAAAAAAAAACAUUUGUGCCAAAACCUUACAAUUACUUUAGCAUCGUCAGUUGUUUGUUGCAUAGUUGAAUAAAAACUCCAAAAAAUUGCAUGAAGCCAGUUCUGACUUAUCUAUGUAGAUUUAUAUAAUAAGAUAGUGUAUAUAUCACUCUGUGUUACAGAUUUAGAAGCAUUGUCAUAGCACUUGCUGUGACAUGCAAUGGGCCAAUAAGUGCAAUAUUUUAUGAAUGAAACCCUGUACAUAGUUUCUCCUGUCCUCAAGUACAAUGACUCUAUCUACGGUAUGUGAGUGACAGUUUGGUCAGAAUGGCUCAGAAACUGAUGUACAAUCUCUAAAAGAAAAGUGAGCGUGUGCUUCAUGGUAACUGCAGCCUGUGAAUGUGUGAUUUGGUGUGUGUGUGUGUGUGUGUGUGUGUGUGUGUGUGUAUGUGUGUGUGUGUGUGUACCUGCCAUAUUGAACAGACAAAUUACGUACUAUAGUGUAUUGUUUGUGUAUACCUUUUGUACAAAUGUAUUCACGUACUAUAUGCUGUUCCUGCUAACUGUUGGGUGUUGAUUGGUCUUGUAUUAUCAUGUCAAAAUGCGGUGUUAUUGUGAAAGAUAGUCAGGGAGAUAGUUUAGUCCAUGCCAUAUGCCAUACUGUUGUAAUUCCGAAAAAAAAAAGGGAUACACAUAAACAAGUUCGAAGCAUAUGUGUGUACACGUGCUCUGUGCGUGUGCAUCUGUGUAUGUCUGUGAUAUUAUAAUUUUAUGCUAGUAGCCAUGAAAUAAAUUAUUGUAUUGAUCUCCAGUCAAGAUUCAUUUCAUAGAGGAAUAGUUAUGUCACUCUGGUCAAAUCUCAUUUAAGAACCGUAUGACUUUACAUAUAACUGAAUAUAUUUGUUUUUCAGAGUGCAAGCAAAGUAAGAAGUAUGUUUUUGAGAUUAUAGGAAAUAAAUCAAAUUCUAUCAGUGGG
Cottoperca gobio is the source of this 3099-nucleotide messenger RNA. RefSeq names its product RAB3C, member RAS oncogene family (gene rab3c). The transcript is spliced from 5 exons. Gene Ontology annotation, molecular function: GTP binding; GTPase activity. The record is from RefSeq and is a predicted model, not a curated record. Bases 203 to 862 code for a protein of 219 amino acids. Lineage: Eukaryota; Metazoa; Chordata; Actinopteri; Perciformes; Bovichtidae.